This is a messenger RNA of Sturnus vulgaris (Common starling), 2577 nucleotides long. RefSeq names its product regulator of chromosome condensation 2 (gene RCC2). The record is from RefSeq and is a predicted model, not a curated record. Lineage: Eukaryota; Metazoa; Chordata; Aves; Passeriformes; Sturnidae. Gene Ontology annotation, cellular component: membrane. Gene Ontology annotation, biological process: negative regulation of GTPase activity. Gene Ontology annotation, molecular function: small GTPase binding.
UUUGUAUUGUCCCGCUCGCCCGCAUCCCCGUUCUAAGUGGAUUCGGAACCGCCACCAAAAAUAGUGCAAAGGCCCCGCGCUGCCGCUUUCUUUAUGCUGCACCUCUCGCCCUAAAAUCAGCCAUGCCCCGCAGGAAGGCGGCGGGGCCGCCCUGGGACGCGGCGGGCCCGGGCCCUCAGGGCGGCGGGCGGCGGCGGCCGGGCCCUCAGGCCGGCGGGCGGCGGCGGCCCCGGCCCAGCGGCGGCAGCAGCGGCGGCAGCAGCGAGGAGGAGGCGCCCCGGGAGCGGCGGCCGCGGGACGGCAGCCCCGGGGCCCGCAGGCCCGGCAGGCCCGGCGCGGCGGCGGCGGCGGCGGGGCCCGGAGGCCCCGGGGCCCGCGGGCAGAGCGUGGUGAUCUGCGAGCCCGAGCACAGCAAGGAGCGCAUCAAGCUCGAGGGCUCUCGGAGCCGGGGACAGCUCCUGAUCUUCGGUGCCACCAACUGGGACCUGAUCGGCCGCAAGGAGGUGCCCAAGCAGCAGGCGGCGUACCGGAACCUGGGCCAGAACCUGUGGGGGCCGCACCGCUACGGGAGCCUGGGGUCGCUGCGGGUGCGCUCGGUGGUGUCGGGGCCCUGCGCCGCGCACAGCCUGCUCAUCACGGCCGAGGGCCGCCUCUGGAGCUGGGGCCGGAACGAGAAGGGGCAGCUGGGCCAUGGGGACACGAAGCGCGUGGAGGCUCCGCGGCCGAUCGAGGCCCUGGCCGGGGAGUCCAUCGUGGCGGCGGCGUGCGGCCGGAACCACACCCUCGCACUGACCGAGAACGGCUCCGUGUUUGCCUUCGGGGAGAACAAGCUGGGCCAGCUGGGGCUGGGGAACCAGACGGACGCCGUGCCCAGCCCCACCCAGAUCCUGUACAAUGGGCAGCCAAUCUCCAAGCUGGGCUGCGGGGCCGAGUUCAGCAUGGUCAUGGACUGCAAGGGGAACCUGUAUUCCUUUGGGUGUCCGGAGUAUGGACAGCUGGGGCACAAUUCCGACGGGAAGUUCAUCGCGCGGGCGCAGCGCAUCGAGUACGACUGCGAGCUGCUGCCGCGGCGCCUGGCGCUGUUCGUGGAGCGCACCAAGGACGGGCAGGUGCUGCCCGUGCCCAACGUGGUGGUCAGGGACGUGGCCUGCGGGGCCAACCACACGCUGGUGCUGGAUUCCCAGAAGCGCGUCUUCUCCUGGGGCUUUGGGGGCUACGGGCGCCUGGGCCACGCGGAGCAGAAGGACGAGAUGGUUCCCAGGCUGGUGAAGCUCUUCGACUUCCCGGGACGCGGCGCCUCCCAGAUCUACGCGGGAUACACCUGCUCCUUCGCCGUCAGCGAGACAGGUGGAUUGUUCUUCUGGGGUGCCACCAACACUUCCCGGGAAUCCACGAUGUAUCCCAAAGCUGUGCAGGAUCUGUGCGGAUGGAAGAUCCGCAGCCUGGCCUGUGGGAAGAGCUCCGUGAUCGUGGCGGCCGACGAGAGCACCAUCAGCUGGGGACCCUCACCCACCUUCGGGGAGCUGGGAUAUGGGGACCACAAACCCAAAUCCUCCACGGCGGCGCAGGAGGUGAAAACCCUGGAUGGGAUCUACACCGAACAGGUGGCCAUGGGCUAUUCCCACUCUCUGGUGAUCGCCCGGGACGAGUCGGAGGCAGAGCAGGAGAAGCUGCGGAAGCUCCCGGAGUACAACCCCCGCACCCUCUGAGGGGCCCCGAUCCCGAUCCCGAUCCCGAUCCUGGUCCCGCUUCUCCAUCCCGGCCGCCGUUCUCCCUCCCCAUUCCCACAUUCCUAGCCCUCGGUGGGGUCAUCCCCACCCCCAUUCCCGGCUUUUGGAAUUCCCAACUGCAGCCGGACCUUCCGGCACCUCCCACCCCGGGUUUUGUAGGGUCUUGCCUUGAAUUAUUUUUAUUUUAUUUGUAUUUUUCCGCAGCUUUUUUUUACUGUUUCCCGUUUUUCCAGCCCCAGAUCUCCCACAGCUGCCGGCUCAGGAUCACUUUGGGGAUCUGAUCCCAGCUUGGGAUCCCUUUAGGGAUCUGGGAUCCCUAAAGAGCAGCUGCCAACGCCUGGUUUUUCCCCUAUAUUCCCAUUUUUUCCCCCAGUAUUCCCAUUUUUUGCUGGUUUUCACUACUUUGGGUGCUACAGUUUUUGGGAUUUCUCCCCCUCCCACCCCUCCAGCAUCCGCAGGGAUCCCGGAUCCCAUCCCAGCAGCAUUCCCGGGCUCCCCUCCCCGCCCUCGCCCACCCCGGGGACAUCUCAGGGAUCACGAGGGGAGUCCCAAAGGAAUUUUUUUUCCCGGGAAUUCGGGUUUUUUGUUCCUUCUGGCGGAUGGUUUGGCCCGGGAUCAGCCGGAAUUCCCGAUCCCCAGUUCCCUCCGUGCCAGGUCACUGUGCUGGAAUCUCGAGGUGCCUUCAGGAGCAGAGCCCAGCUCUGCCCCGCGCCAUUCCCGCUCCCUUCGGGCCGUUCCCAGGAAUUCUCCUGGAUUUUUCCAUGGAUUUUGGCUCCUUCCCAUCUCCCCCGGGGCGGCGCUCGGGGAGUUUGCAGUAAAAAAAAAAAAAAAAAAGGGUUUUGGUCAA